Molecule: messenger RNA, 5272 nt
Organism: Entelurus aequoreus (snake pipefish)
Lineage: Eukaryota; Metazoa; Chordata; Actinopteri; Syngnathiformes; Syngnathidae
Product: pantothenate kinase 3-like
Exons: 7
Coding region: 121-1398 (425 amino acids)
Biological process (GO): coenzyme A biosynthetic process
Cellular component (GO): cytosol; nucleus
Molecular function (GO): pantothenate kinase activity; ATP binding
Source: RefSeq, a predicted model, not a curated record
AACGCCCCCCCCCCACCCCCCCCCUCGCCUAAUGUAGCUUGUUAGCGCGGCAAUUAGCCUCCUCCUGUGUCCGCCCAAACACAACAACCCCGCCUCUAUGUCGUAAAUUGGACACUUUAAAUGGCGUACAACGGCCACCAGUGCGACGAUGACACCGCCGAACAGGACGAGACGCCCGCGAAGCGGCCGCGCUCCGACGGAGCCGCGCCCGGCCGCCUCCGAAGCGACGCCGACGGACGCGCCUCCUCCUCCGGCUACGUCUCCCACGCGACGCCGAGGCUUCAGAGCGACACGGUGAAGAAGAGCAGGCCACCCUUCCCCUGGUUUGGCAUGGACAUCGGCGGCACGCUGGUCAAGCUGGUCUACUUCGAGCCCAAAGACAUCACGGCGGAGGAGGAGCAGGAGGAGGUGGAGAACCUGAAGAGCAUCCGCCGCUACCUGACGUCCAACACGGCGUACGGCACCACGGGCAUCAGGGACGUGCACCUGGAGCUCCAGGAGCUGACGCUCUGCGGCCGCACGGGAAACCUCCACUUCAUCCGCUUCCCCACGCAGGACCUGCCCGCCUUCCUGCAGAUGGGCCGCAACAAGCACUUCUCCAGCCUGCACACCAGCCUCUGUGCCACCGGCGGGGGCGCCUACAAGUUUGAGUCCGACUUUCGCACGAUGGCCGACCUGCAACUCAGCAAGCUGGACGAGCUGGACUGUCUGAUCCGCGGCGUGCUCUACAUCGACGCGGUGGUGUCCAGCGGCCCGUCCGAGUGCUACUACUUCGAGAACCCCGCCGAGCCGGAGGGCUGCGUCCAGAGGCCGUACACCCUGGAGAACCCUUACCCCCUGCUGCUGGUCAACAUCGGCUCCGGCGUCAGCAUCCUGGCCGUCUACUCUGAGAGCGACUACAAGCGUGUCACCGGGACCAGCCUUGGGGGAGGAACCUUCCUGGGUCUGUGCUGCCUCUUGACGGGAUGCUCCACCUUUGAGGAAGCUCUGCAAAUGGCGUCGCAGGGCGAGAGCACCCGCGUGGACAAGCUGGUGCGGGACAUCUACGGAGGAGACUACGAACGCUUUGGACUGCCAGGAUGGGCGGUGGCCUCCAGUUUCGGCAACAUGAUGUCCAAAGACAAGCGGGAGUCCGUGUCCAAGGAGGACCUGGCCCGAGCGACGCUGGUCACCAUCACCAACAACAUCGGCUCCAUCACCAGGAUGUGCGCGCUCAACGAGAACAUCGAGCGUGUGGUGUUUGUGGGGAACUUCCUGAGAGUCAACACGCUCUCCAUGAAGCUGCUGGCCUACGCCAUGGACUACUGGUCCAAAGGUCAACUCAAGGCUCUCUUCCUGCGCCAUGAGGGUUACUUUGGAGCCGUGGGAGCACUCCUGGAGCUGCUGCAUCCGUCCUGAGGCAUCUGGAAGAAGGUCCUCCAACCAGCACUUUACUCCUUAUGGUCCACAGUCAUGAGGGAAAAGGUGACCCACGUCCCGCUCCCUGGCAGGGGUGUCCAAACGUUUCCCAGCCAGAAGCACGAGGUCCACGUUGAUGCAAUUUGUAUAUUAAAGAUGCUAAAAGGAAUCCACUGUAGGUGGAAAUAUGCUAAGUUAUUACAGGUGGCAAUGCAAAUUAAUGUAAUAUCAUGGCGCUAAUCAUUCAUUAGAUUUUUACCCAAACUUGUCUCACUCGUUAAUGCUGCACAAUUAUAGUUUUUAACAUGUUAUUAAUCAUAACUACUAUGUCAACAUCUCCCCAAACCUGUCCUAUACGUUUGUGCUGCAAAAAAAACUAAACUAUUAUAGUUAUUAUAAUAAUAAUAAUAAUAGAUUUUAUUUCUAAAAAUCACUUUACAUUGAGCAAACAACCUCAAAGUGCUACUGUGUAUAAAAAAAAAGAAAUAAAAACUAGAAUAGCCUAAUAGCUAGAACUGCAUAUAUCUAAAAAAAAAAAAAAAAUUUUUAAAAGAAGGGUUUUUAAGCCUUUUUUUUUAUUUUUUUAUUUUUAUUUUUUAAAGCAUCCACAGUCUGUGGUGCCCUCAGGUGGUCAGGGAGAGCGUUCCACAGACUGUUAAAUUUGUAUUCAUAACCAACUCCAUAAAACAUUGCAUGACUUAAAAACUAUAAUAGCUUGACCAAAAAUGUUGCUACCACAAUAAUUUACACAUUAGUACUGUAAAAUAGUAACUUAAAAAAAGUAAAAGCAAAAAUGGAAAAAAUUUUGCAGCACAAACGAACGGGAUAAGAAGAUUUAAAAAAAUGUUAACUUAAAAACCGUAACGGCAAAAAAUAAGUUUUUUCCAGCACAAAUGAAUAGGACAAGUUGGGGAGUUAUUGGCAUAGUAGAUGUCUAGUUAUGAUUAAUACCACAUUAAUUACACGUUAAUACCAUAAAAUGUUAACUUAAAAACCGUAAAAGUGCAAAUGAAAAUUUUUGCAGCACAAACGAAUGGGAUAGGACAUUUUUGACAUAAGGUCUAGUCAUGCUAUUAACAUGUUGAGCAUUGAGCAAAUUGAACUUUGAGCAAACGACCUAAAAGUGCUACAAUGUAUUUAAAAAAAAAAAAAAAAGGAUAAUAAAAAUUAAAACUACAACAGCCUAAUAGGUAGAACUAGUAUGCAUAUAUCUAAAAAUAAAUAAAGUUUAAAAAAAAAAGGGGGGGGUUUUAAGCCUUUUUUAAAAGCAUCCACAGUCUGUGGUGCCCUCAGGUGGUCAGGGAGAGCGUUCCACAGACUGUUAAAUUUGUAUUCAUAACCAGCUCGAUAAAACAUUUAAUAACUUAAAAACUACAAUAGUUUGACCAAAAAUUAUUUAAAAAAGUUAUGAUUGCUACCACAAUAAUUACACAUUAAUACCGUAAAAUAGUAACUUUAAAAAAGUAAAAGCACAAAUGGAAACAUUUUGUAGCACAAACGAAUGGGACAAGUUUGGGGAGAUUUUGACAUAGUUAGGGUCGAUUUAUGAUUAAUGACACGUCAAGUUUAUGUUAAUAAUUUAAAAACUAUAAUAGUUAGACCAAAAAAUUUUGCAGCAUAAAUAAAUAGGACAAGUUUGGGGAGAUUUACAAUGUUAGGGUUUACUUAUGAUUAAUAACACGUUAAUAACUUAAAAACUAUAAUAGUUAGACCCAAAAAUUUAGCAACAUAAAUAAAUAGGACAAUUUUGGGGAGAUUUUGACAUAGUUAGGGUCAAGUUAUGAUUAAUAACCCGUCAAGUACAUGUUAAUAAUUUAAAAACUAUAGUAGCUAGACCAAAACAUUUAGCAGCAUAAAUAAAUAGAACAAGUUUGGGGAGAUUUUGACAUAGGGUCGAUUUAUGAUUAAUAACACGUCAAGUACAUGGUGAAAAUUUAAAAACUAUAAUAAUUAGACCAAAACAUUUUGCAGCAUAAAUAAACAGGACAAGUUUGGGGAGAUUUUGACAUAGUUAGGGUCGAUUUAUGAUUAAUAACACGUCAAGUACAUGCUAAUAAUUUAAAAACUAUAAUAAUUAGACCAAAACAUUUUGCAGCAUAAAUAAAUAGAACAAGUUUGGGGAGAUUUUGACAUAGUUAGGGUCAAGUUAUGAUUAAUAACCCGUCAAGUACAUUUUAAUAAUUUAAAAGCUAUAAUAGUUAGACCAAAAAUUUUUGCAGCAUAAAUAAAUAGGACAAGUUUGGGGAGAUUUACAACGUUAGGGUUUAUUUAUGAUUAAUAACACGUUAAUAACUUAAAAACUAUAAUAGUUAGACCCAAAAAUUUAGCAGCAUAAAUAAAUAGGACAAUUUUGGGGAGAUUUUGACAUAGUUAGGGUCAAGUUAUGAUUAAUAACCCGUCAAGUACAUGUUAAUAAUUUAAAAACUAUAGUAGCUAGACCAAAACAUUUUGCAGCAUAAAUAAAUAGAACAAGUUUGGGGAGAUUUUGACAUAGUUAGGGUCGAUUUAUGAUUAAUAACACGUCAAGUACAUGCUAAUAAUUUAAAAACUAUAAUAAUUAGACCAAAACAUUUUGCAGCAUAAAUAAACAGGACAAGUUUGGGGAGAUUUUGACAUAGUUAGGGUCGAUUUAUGAUUAAUAACACGUCAAGUACAUGCUAAUAAUUUAAAAACUAUAAUAAUUAGACCAAAACAUUUUGCAGCAUAAAUAAAUAGGAAAAGUUUGGGGAGAUUUUGACAUAGUUAGGGUCGAUUUAUGAUUAAUAACACGUCAAAUACAUGCUAAUAAUUUAAAAACUAUAAUAAUUAGACCAAAACAUUUUGCAGCAUAAAUAAAUAGGACAAGUUUGGGGAGAUUUUGACAUAGGGUGAAGUUAUGAUUAAUAACCCGUCAAGUACAUGUUAAUAAUUUAAAAACUAUAAUAAUUAGACCAAAAUAUUUUGCAGCAUAAAUAAAUAGGACAAGUUUGGGGAGAUUUUGACAUAGUUAGGGUCAAUUUAUGAUUAAUAACCCGUCAAGUACAUGUUAAUAAUUAAAAAACUAUAGCAGCUAGACCAAAACAUUUUGCAGCAUAAAUAAAUAGAACAAGUUUGGGGAGAUUUUGACAUAGUUAGGGUCGAUUUAUGAUUAAUAACACGUCAAGUACAUGCUAAUCAUUUAAAAACUAUAAUAAUUAGACCAAAACAUUUUGCAGCAUAAAUAAAUAGAACAAGUUUGGGGAGAUUUUGACAUAGUUAGGGUCGAUUUAUGAUUGAUAAAACAUUAAUAACUUAAAAACUACAAUAGUUAGACCAAACACUUUUGCAGCAUGAAUGAUUAGGACAAGUUUGUGGGGCCAACUUGACCCAGGUGCACUUUGGACACCCCUGGUCUGGUCUUUGAUUGACAACAGUCAUCACGAUGAAGUGUAGCAAACAAAGGUCAGCCAUGACACUUCCUCCUCCCAAAUAAGACAAAGGACACAGAACAGGAUCACCCAAAAGAAGUCCACCAGACACUGGAUUUGUGUUCUCGCCGGGACACGAGCGCCAUGAGGUUUUAUGUUACUGCGGUCGCCACGGUUACGGCAUCUCGAUGUUUACCAAGUCGCUGCUGCGUCUUUUCUCAACCGGUCUUUUUUGUGUUUUUUAUGGACUGGUUAGGCACAUUUAACGGUAAGCACACACACACACACACGUGUCGGUUUUAUGGACACGCAUUGUCCCGUUAACUCCAUUUUCAUCUUCUAAUGUUAAGUGCCUGCCUGAUGCUUUCACGUUAUUUGCAGCGACAAUCACAUUUUUUUACUGUGACUUUUAAAAGACAAAAGCUCUUAUUUCUAGUUCAGAUUUGGCACUGAAAUGCCAUUAUUUCCUAAUAAAUGUUCCGACUUUU